AAUAUAUCAUUCCUUCUGCUCCCACCUUCAUUUGACUAUACCAAUCGAGCCAAUUGGCAGACAGUCUCCCAACAAAUUCAGGAAUGGCUCACUACCAAAGUUGACACAGAAUCAUCACUGUGGACGUGGGGAUGUGAUGUUUUCUGGCUGGCAUUCGUCGGCGCCUAUCCGUCCUUCCCAACGGGCAAGUGGCCAAUGUGGGAUCCUCGUAUUCCACUGGAGGGAUCGUUCAUCGAACAGUGGUUAGAGCAUUCGAAUGAUAGUAGUGUUGAUGAGGAAGCUCUGGCCCAGGACAAUGUAGUGAGGUAUAUCUGGAAUGAAUUUUGUAAAAACACAGAGCUCUUCUAUCCCCUUCCCCUCAUUCCCUUGGCCUGA
This is a messenger RNA of Suillus fuscotomentosus, 375 nucleotides long. RefSeq lists its product as uncharacterized. NCBI's taxonomy places the organism in Eukaryota, Fungi, Basidiomycota, Agaricomycetes, Boletales, Suillaceae. The record is from RefSeq and is a predicted model, not a curated record. The transcript has a single exon. The annotation marks the transcript as partial.